UGACGCAACUCGUCUUAAUAUAAUUAUAAAUACUGAAUGAAAUGAUGGCAGGGUACCGAACGUUGUGUUGUGUUUGUUGAUCUGUCAUUGAAAUUUUUUGAGGUUAGGUUGUUUGAAACAAUUUUGUUUUUUUUUUGUGAUGGAUAAGCCGCGCCCCUGUGGGUGCAAGGGCUGCCGCACGUGUCUGAUUUGCGAGUCGACGUUCGGGCUUUCGGCCAAAAAAUUCGCACGUCGGAGGGAAGACACCUACGUUUAUUGCCCCCAGUGUAAUGUUGCGUUUCCCGGCUGGGACCCCCCGAAACACCCGGACCAUUCCGGGGCCCCCAUUACAUUCCCAGGAAUUUACAUACAACUCGAUUUCUUAACACCGGAAGAAGAGGCGAAAUUAAUGCAAGGUAUAGAUGAUAUGUCUUGGGACUCCUCUCAGAGCGGGCGCCGCAAACAGAAUUUUGGGCCUAAGUGUAAUUUCAAGAAAAAUAAGCUACGUGAAGGGGACUUUACCGGAUUUCCGAAAUUCACCGAAUUCGUGCAAGAGAAGUUCCGAAAUGUGCCGAUUUUGAGUGAUUUUCAAACGAUCGAACAGUGUUCGCUGGAAUAUGACCCUGAAAAGGGGGCUUCAAUUGACCCGCACGUUGAUGAUUGUUGGGUUUGGGGCGAGAGAGUUGUUACGGUUAAUUUGUUAUCGGAUUCGGUGCUUACGAUGACGUACAAUAGGAAAAAUAAUUAUUAUAAUUUGCAUUUGGUUGGGAAAUAUCCGGCAGUUUUGGACGAAAAAGGCGACAGGAAUUUCACCGAAAGUUGUUACAAAGUGAAGGAGUUUGAAAAUGAUAGGUUUUACCCCACUGUGAGGGUUCCAAUGCCUCGAAGGUCUUUACUUGUGAUGUUUAAUUCGGCAAGGUACGACUGGGAGCACCAAAUUUUAAGGGAGGAUAUUAGGGAGAGGAGGGUGUGUUUGGCCUAUCGAGAGUUCACCCCCAUUUAUCUGAAAGGGGGCGACAAGGAGCAAGAGGGUGCGCCGAUUUUGAGGCAGGCGAGGAAUUUUUGGGAGCACUUGAGGUGAUUGUGUAAAUAAACACAAAAAAUAAACAAGUUAUGUGGCA
Tribolium castaneum (red flour beetle) is the source of this 1100-nucleotide messenger RNA. RefSeq lists its product as uncharacterized. NCBI's taxonomy places the organism in Eukaryota, Metazoa, Arthropoda, Insecta, Coleoptera, Tenebrionidae. The coding region runs from base 140 to 1060 and encodes 306 amino acids. The transcript has a single exon. The record is from RefSeq and is a predicted model, not a curated record. Gene Ontology annotation, biological process: demethylation. Gene Ontology annotation, molecular function: demethylase activity; oxidoreductase activity.